UUUGUUAUUCUUCAGAUGUCCUGCCCUCCACUAUAAAGUAACUGAUAGAAGAGCAACGGCUGUUAUAACCAAACCUCUGAAAUUGCUUUUUGUGUAUUAAAAAAAACUGCAUAACCAUCAUUCAACUUGUACCUAAAGAAAGGCCAACAAUGGUGUGCGUAAUCGGAUUCGAGGGUUCUGCUAACAAGUUGGGAAUCGGCAUUGUGCGAGAUGGGACGGUUUUAGCCAAUCCCCGAGUGACUUACAUAACUCCGCCAGGGGAGGGCUUCAAACCUGGUCCUACUGCCAAGCAUCAUCGUCAACAAAUUCUAAAGGUUCUACGUAAAUGUCUUGAUGAGGCGGCCAUUCCCAUAACCGAAAUUGACGCCGUCGCAUUUACGCAGGGCCCAGGAAUGGGCGCACCUUUGGUGUCAGUUGCUGUGGUGGCCCGAACUGUUGCUCAGCUGUGGAAUAAGCCACUAUUGGGUGUGAAUCACUGCGUUGGUCACAUAGAAAUGGGCCGACUUAUCACGGGAGCAGAUAACCCAACGGUUUUAUAUGUCAGUGGUGGCAAUACGCAGGUGAUUGCUUACGCCAACAGAAGGUAUCGUAUUUUCGGUGAAACAAUUGACAUUGCCGUUGGUAACUGUCUGGAUCGGUUUGCGCGGGUGCUUAAGUUGAGUAAUGAUCCCAGUCCGGGUUACAACAUUGAGCAACAAGCCAAGAAUGGCACAAAGUUUGUUCCUCUCCCAUAUGUGGUAAAGGGGAUGGAUGUUUCUUUCUCUGGUCUACUAAGCUUUUUAGAAGAACGAACAGAGCAACUCCUGAAGGAUGGUUAUACGCCUGGGGAUCUCUGCAUGUCUCUGCAGGAAACAAUGUUCUCUAUGUUAAUUGAAACAACUGAGCGAGCUAUGGCUCAUACCGGAAGCCAGGAAGUACUCAUCGUUGGUGGGGUGGGUUGUAACAAGCGUUUGCAAGAGAUGAUGCAAAAAAUGGCAGAAGAACGUGGUGCAAAGCUCUUUGCGACCGACAUGAGAUUUUGUAUAGACAAUGGGGCGAUGAUAGCCCAGGCGGGUUGUUGUAUGUACGAGGCUAAAAUGGUAACUGCCAUCGAAGACAGUGCAAUAACACAAAGAUACCGAACUGAUCAAGUCGAGGUUCUCUGGAGAAAUUAGUUACCUAUCCGUUCAGUUCAGAGUUAUAACUUACAUGCUAUUACCUUAUGUUGAUUUUGUCAUAUAUCAAGAUUGUAUAAAAUAUUGUUUAUUUUAAAAAAUGUUAAGUUAAAAAAUGUAGCUGUAACAGGCGAUGUAUAAUAGAGUGACAUAUUAGAUAGAUUCCUAAAAAUGAAUCAGAAUUUGUAUUCCCUGGAGGUAAACGUUUUGCUUACUUUAGUAUAAUAUAUCGAAUAAUGGGUUAUUUUUUCGUCAAAAAAUGAAAUCAUAUCAGUAUUUUAACAUAGAGAGCAGUUUCAAGUAAACCUUAACUUUUAAGUAAAAAUUAGAAAUUCUAUCGAAGUUACGGUUUAAGUUAAUUAUCUACUGUCCUUCAUGUAUUGUAAUUGAUCGUUUAUAUCGAAAACGCGUAGUUUGAGCAUUCAAUGACACAGCUUUAAAGCUUUGAAACCAACCGCUACGAGAACGUGUUUACCUGAUUAUGUUUCCUGAUUAUUUUACCUGUUUUCUAUCUGAUGAUCAGCCUGAUGAGAGUUAUUAUUAUUUUAAACCAAAAUCGGACUGUUCUAGCACUUUAAAAAUUUGUUGGUUGAGAGGAGAGGCACGUCAUUCGACCAGCCGUUGAAUCAUUCGGCUGAGUUCCUAUGAGGCACCCUAUUCCUGUGACAGUUCGAUUGGAGGAUUCAAAUCGUUGAAUCUUCUUAUGCAACACAUA
Messenger RNA from Varroa destructor (honeybee mite), 1869 nucleotides. It is a transcript of the gene Tcs3, whose product is annotated as Probable tRNA N6-adenosine threonylcarbamoyltransferase Tcs3. Gene Ontology annotation, biological process: tRNA threonylcarbamoyladenosine modification. NCBI's taxonomy places the organism in Eukaryota, Metazoa, Arthropoda, Arachnida, Mesostigmata, Varroidae. The record is from RefSeq and is a predicted model, not a curated record. Gene Ontology annotation, cellular component: EKC/KEOPS complex; cytoplasm.